Messenger RNA from Labeo rohita (rohu), 3707 nucleotides. RefSeq names its product TBC1 domain family, member 12b (gene tbc1d12b). The record is from RefSeq and is a predicted model, not a curated record. The transcript has 15 exons. Lineage: Eukaryota; Metazoa; Chordata; Actinopteri; Cypriniformes; Cyprinidae. Bases 404 to 2677 code for a protein of 757 amino acids.
GAAUGACGUCACUGGAAUUUCAAGAUGGCUUCGGAUCACGGUCAGGAUACGGUCAUCUACCGGUCUGAGACAGGAAAGCUUUGAUGUUUUUACGGCUGUGCCUAUUAACUCACGCUUUUUGCGUACUAUUAAUAUUUACCCUGUUAAUAUGUUGGAGGACAGUCUGAAUAGGUGUCAUGGUGAAAGAAGAGCGGAGUACGACACUGAACUACAGCUGCAGCGCUUCGGCUGUCAAUCCACAAGAGGAUUUUGAAUGAGAUGGAAAAGACCGAGGAUGAACCUGUACAGACACAUUUCCUUUAUAUGAGAGCAAACUGAGAUUGAAACAUUCCUCACUGGAUAUUUUAAAAGAGGACUACACCAGAGGUCAUUUUUGCUGCAAUCAGGAAUUGGGCUGCGGCCGAUGGGUUAUCCACCCAACGGGGUCCAGAAGAGCAGUGUCAUCUCAGAGCAUUGUGUGCAUUCUGUAGAUUCACCUGUGAAGCUGAUGGUUGAGUCAUCUUCCUCUGGAGGCAGGGGUGCUGAGGAAGGCAGACCACCUCCACGCAUUGCAGAUGUUAUAGACAGGCAGGAGAACCUAAUGCAAGGCAUGUUCUCCCAUACUGGAACAACGCAGGGAGAGAAAAGCCAACUGCAGAGCAGCCAGGACCACGAGGCAUCAGAGUCAUGUGAUAAAGUACAGCAUCAGACCAGUAACCAGCCAUGUGGCACUAAACUCCCAAAUGGACAUGCAGGCCACGGUGCAUGUGAAGUGACUGAGCGGGAUGAUCCUGAGUCAUCUCGUCCUGCAGGGAGCUACUUGAAUUCAGAGGAUGAUCGUGUGAUUGCAAACGGAGAGCUGUCGGCAGAUUUUAGAGCUUUGGAUGCUGUUUCUUCUGCAGCUGAAGACAGAACUACCUGCUCAGGAGAUGGUUCAAAUGCUCAGUGUCUAGUGUUUAACGACACCACAAGUUGUCCCGAGGGCGACCCGUCUUUGGAUAGGAACUCUUCAGCCAGUUCUUCAACCCCUCAACACUCUCUCAGGAAGUUUUCUUCUAGCACUUUCCUCAACACUGACUCUGCUCCUCUCAGUCCGGUUGAUGACGAGACCUUUUCCGCAUCAGAUAGACCCGAUGACUUGAGCUUCACUGACGUCAGUCUGAAACCCAGGAACACUUAUGAGAUCAGUCGGCGUCAGAGCGCCCCAGACAACAUCCCUGGAGUGUUAAGUGUUGCUGUCGCAGAUCUGACGCUCAGCCAGAGGAAACAGGGCAUCUCUGAGAUCUUCAGCAGAAAUCUGUUCUCAAGAAAGCAGAGGGAGGCCCAGAGUGCACCAGGAUGGAAACUCUUUGGAAAGGUCCCGCUGAGAGAGAGUCCUCCCAAAGACUCCAAAACCAUUCAGCAGGAAAGUAACCCAGGCAAUCUCACAUCUGUAUCUACUCCCAAUCUCUUAAGUUCAGGGGAGUACGAGGCCAGGGUGACUAAUUCGGGCCAGAGUCCCUCCCUGCCUGCUCAGGGCCGACGGAAGAACCUGGAAUUCGAACCAUCGUCCACUACGGCGCUCAUAUUAGAGGACCGUCCUGCGAACCUCCCUGCGAAGUCGGAAGAGGAAGCGCAGCGCCACCGUCAGGAGUAUGAUGAAAUGGUAGCUGAGGCCAAGAAGAGAGAGCUGAAGGAGGCUCAGAAGAAAAAAAAGCAGAUGAAGGAAAGAUUUAAACAGGAGGAGAGCAUCGCUAAUGCCAUGGUGGUUUGGAACAACGAAAUCCUUCCCAACUGGGAGAGCAUGCGUGGCACGCGGCGUGUGAGGGAUCUGUGGUGGCAAGGUCUUCCGCCCAACGUGAGGGGAAAAGUCUGGAGUCUGGCCAUUGGGAAUGAGCUGAACAUAACCUCAGAUUUGUACGAGAUCUUUCUCUCACGGGCCAAGGAGCGCUGGAAGAGCUUCAGAGAGACAGGCAGUGAGAUGGAGUCUGAUGCGGAGAGUGCUGACCGUGAAUCCAGUCUGGAUUUGAUCAAACUGGAUAUCUCACGCACGUUUCCACCGCUCUUCAUCUUCCAGAAGGGUGGGCCGUACCAUGAUCUCCUGCACAGCGUUCUGGGUGCUUACACCUGCUACAGACCUGAUGUGGGAUAUGUUCAGGGAAUGUCCUUCAUAGCUGCUGUGUUGAUUCUCAACCUGGAGGAGGCCGACGCUUUCAUCGCCUUCGCCAAUCUCCUCAACAAACCCUGUCAGAUGGCUUUCUUCAGAGUGGACCAUGAGCUGAUGCUGAAGUACUUUGCAGCGUUUGAGGUGUUUUUUGAAGAAAACCUCCCUAGACUUUUUAAUCACUUCAAGAGUUACAACCUCACGCCUGACCUGUAUCUCAUAGACUGGAUCUUCACCCUCUACACGAAGUCCUUGCCGUUGGACGUGGCGUGUCGGGUGUGGGACGUGUUCUGCAGAGACGGGGAGGAGUUCCUGUUCCGCACGGGGCUUGGGAUCCUGCGUCUCUAUGAGGAAGUGCUCCUGCAGAUGGACUUCAUUCACAUCGCUCAGUUCCUGACCAGACUCCCAGAGGACACGCCAUCCGAGCGCCUUUUCAGCUGCAUCGCCAACACUCAGAUGUUCAGCAGCAACAGGAAGUGGACCCAGGUGUUUAAUACCCUCAUAAAGGAUAAAGAAAUGGAAAAAAGCAGCAGUCCUACAGUGAAAAACUCUUGAACUCUCAUCAUUUUUAUAUAUCCAGUUGACUUUAACUCUCAAUUCGAAGAGGAUUGUAUAAAACGGGCUCAAAGAAAUGAAAUGAAGGAAAAGAAAAAGCUAAACUUGAUUUCUUUGCAACCACGCCAGUAUUACUGAAGUUACACAUUUGUAUGAAGUAAAAACACAAGCCUGUUAUGAGAAAAUACUCCACCAGCUUAGUCACGUACUGUACCAGAUACCAGCAUCAGGUUUUUUUUUCCAUAAUAUUCCUCCAAAUGGAGAGAACUGGUGCAUAUGAAGAAAUGUGCAGACAUGCAUACCAUUAACUCAUUUUAUAUGCUGAUGUUUAUUUUAAAGCAUAUUCAUUCAGAGCCUGGUUAAUGCACUUGAGAUUUUAAUAAUAGCAUAGCAAGGUUCUGAGAUUUUAAAAAAUGUGAUAUUUUUUUUAAGGUUUUGUUUUGUAGAACAAGACCUUAAUGAAGUGCAAUAGAAAUUGUAAAAAUAAGUCAGAUGCAGUUAAUAAUGCAGGAAAAAUGCAUAUAGUGCGUUGAGGUGUUUGAGAGCAUUUUGCUGCUUCUUGCCGAAGAAUUAUUGCAUUGUGCUACUUUAAUUUCUUCUUUUAAAACACUAAUAUGUAGCUUGAUUUUUAAACUGAAUCUUAUUAAUGAUAGUAAGACAGUAUGUGAAGAAUGCAUUCAGAGAUUUGUAUACUUGAAGUACAUUUUCUGAAAUUUAAAGUUAAAGAAUAAGAAUGUGUGGUGAAAUAAUACAAUUUGUCAUUUUUGUCUGUUUGAUUUCUGUUCAGUUAUUUGACCAAAUGCAUUGUUUGUCAUGGAUUUUAACCCAAUGUCUGUAAAUUCUGGGUCUUUGAUUUGGUAAUGUUGUAUCUUGAUGAAAAAUGUAAAUUGUGUCAUUAAUUCUUGGUUUGUUUUCUACACACUCCUGGUUUUAUUGUACAGUUUUCAUACUCAAGUGAAGAUAAAUUGUAAAUAGGUGAAUUGUUUGACACCACAAAAUUCAUGUGUAAAUAAAUCUAAAACUACUAUUA